UUUCAGCGAAUGACGUCACGCUGAUAGCAUUUAACCAACAGUUUCAGACGAGAAACAGAAGAUAACUUGAGAAUCAGCUCUUUUAUAUUCUCGUGACGGGUGGAUUUCAGUAUUUCUUUGACAUAUCUACGCACGGAAACACUUGGAGGAGUGAGCGACUCACAUAUUCUGCUGUUUUGCUCCAUAAUUGAACACCGAAGCGAGCUAGCCGGGCUGCUAAGUGUAGCUAGCGUUAAGUAGGUGUAAAGCUAGCUGGGGGCUAGCUAACGAGUUAGAAACCAAUCAGCACUUUAGCUUCAAGCAGAGCUCUCAACCUGUGUCAGGAUGGAGAGUAAAUACAACCUGAAGAGUCCGGCGGUGAAGAGGCUGAUGAAGGAGGCUGCUGAGCUGAGGGACCCCACAGAGCACUACCAUGCACAGCCCCUGGAAGAUAACCUCUUUGAAUGGCACUUCUCCGUACGCGGACCCCCAGAUUCAGACUUCGACGGCGGGGUUUACCACGGCAGGAUCGUCCUCCCCCCAGAGUACCCCAUGAAGCCCCCCAGCAUCAUCCUCCUCACACCCAACGGCAGAUUCGAAGUUGGGAAGAAGAUUUGUUUGAGCAUCUCUGGCCACCAUCCAGAGACCUGGCAGCCCUCCUGGAGCAUUCGAACGGCUCUAAUAGCUAUCAUCGGAUUCAUGCCAACAAAAGGAGAGGGAGCGAUAGGAUCCCUUGAUUAUACCCCAGAAGAGAGGAGGACCCUCGCCAAAAAGUCUCAGGACUUCUGCUGCGAGACGUGCGGCUGCUCCAUGCGCUCCGCCCUCCUGGCUCUGACGCCCAACAGCAACCCGAGCGCCGAGGACCACCAGGCCAAAGAACUGGCUCAGCAAAUCAACUUCAAGGCGGAGACCAGUUUAUCCAGACAUACGAGUGAGAGCGGAGGAGCAGAGAGCGAGACCUCCUUGCUCGAUCAGGGAGACGCCUCCACGUCUGCAGGACAGGAAGCGGCUGACGAGCCUCAGACCGAACAGGCAGAGGCGUCUCAAGUGUCAGAAGAGGAGCCCCGACCCACUGCCGUCCCCAGUCCGGGUCGCCCCCUCAGCCCCCGGCAGCGUCGGGCUCAGCAGCAGAGCCAGCAGGGUCAGAGAGACGGCAGAGACGCAGCCAGCAGGCCCGCCUUCCCCCCGGCUCCUCGCCAGCAGCAGGAGGAGGACAUCCACACGGGCUCUGCCGUCCUCAUCGUGCUCCUCACCCUCGCUCUGGCCGCUCUCAUCUUCCGCAGGAUCUACCUGGCUAACGAGUACCAGUUCGACUUUGAGCUGUGACCAGCGAGGCCCCUCACGCCCUCCUUCUCUCGAGUCCAAUCCUCCUACCACAGAACUGUGACCCGCUGCAGUGGAACCAGAGCCGAGUCAGCGGCUUCCACAGACUUUCCUCCCACUGUGCUCGUCAGCAGAGGUUCAGUCUCCUCCGAGGGGAGAUCUCAUUCCUGCAGUGGAGGCACUUUAAUCACCACCAGACCUCCUGGGUGUCUUUUAAUCAGUGUCCAUUUUACUCUCCAGUGUGGUGCAUUUUUUAAGAACAGGAAGUCACACCUCCACACACACACAUCACAUACCUUCUUUAAUGUGUCUGUUGUCUGUCCUAGAGCUGCAGCGUGUUCUCAUUAUUUAAUUCAAAAUGUAAUUUAACAUGUAAUCAUCAUUGAACUGUGGGAGGGGUUUGUCUCACGGUCAUUAUUGGAAAAGUAUAUUAUUCACAGAGAGUGUGUUUAGGGCUUCUUCUUCUUCUUCUUCAUCAUGUGCUUUAAUGUCUUGUUGGGUCACUUCAGUCCAUUAUACCUCUGCAGCAGCCUCAGCGCUCCAGCUUCAGUUCAUACAGGUGCGAUUGAUGUGGUACGUUUUAAACGUGGGCUCUAGUUUGGAGUCUAAACGACUAUUAGGUACAAAAAGUUUUGGGAUCACUCCAGUAGAUGUUUUCAUGAGCCUGCGGCUAAAACCGGCUGUAGCGGCUGCAAUGUCAUUCUUGGAUCAAAGGAGCCUGUUAAAGUAUGUUUUAUUCUUACAGAUUGUUAUUCAGUAUGUUAAGUGUCAGGCAAUGUUACAGAAAUAAACCCAAAUAUGUAAUCCUAUUUUUAUGCCAGAAACAUAAACUGUGUGUUUUAAUGUGUGUAAUUGUCCCAGCUUUGAACUAACAAUUAAAAAGAGAUACACAAUGCUCACCUUUUAGAGACAUUAGUACCUGUUACCCAGUGGUGUAGUGCAGGUUAUACAGGGUAUACUGUACCCACUUAUUUUCCAGUCUCCAUAGAGCCCCGUUUCUAAAUCCACUCUGAUUCACAAUAUUCCAAAGUAUGCUGCAAUUUUUCUUCCUAGGAUCACAAAGGGAUGAUACCUCUCUACUUCCUACUCUGUCUCCUAUUGGCCAGUAAACACUGUUGCCUUUUUUGGUUGGUUUGGUAAGAAUAUCAGGGUAAAGCCUGGCUCACACUGCAGGAGUUUUAAAAUCCAGUAGCAUCACACACUUCUCUCUUAGCAGAAUCCUAACAGAUCUUCUUCUCCAUAAUCUCAAACAUGCUCACACUGCAAGAUAUGAAAAUCUUGGCGCAUCACAGAAUACAGGAUUUCUUUAAGAUUAUCGUGCCCGACAGAGGAACGCACCACCUCACGUAAACAAUGGAGCAGGCGGUUAAAUUUGUGAUCAUUAUGCUUUGUGCAGAGAGGAAUACACUGAAAAAUUUGAAAACAUUUUGGGUGAAUAAAUGUCUGGGGAGACGCCGACAACAUGGGUUGUGUAUUCUUCAGUGAGAGCUGAGUCUUGAGCAACCCUGCGAUUGUCGGGAAGGAAGAAUCGGACCUCAAAUCGAACCCGAUAAUCCUGCAGUGUGAGCCAGGCUUUAGCCAACCAGAGGGCGAGUCAGAGUGUUUGCCAUUGCUGUUCUCCGAGGUGAUUUGCGAUGUGAUCUAAACUGGCAGCGUUACAUUCCAUCAGCUUGUCUCCCUCAUUAUGUGAAAAUGAUCCUUUCAAAGAAAACGGUAUACUACUGUAAAGAAUGUUAAGCUUGGAGGGUUUUUGGUUUGCUUGAAAGUAAUCCCAAAUUCAAGGCAACAAGUGACUCUAAAGCCGCGGUAGGUCCUUCAGUUGCUUUCAGCCAUCAUGGCUAUCUACCUGCCUGCCCUGUUGUAAAGUUAAUAAUAAUAAUUUGCCCCCACAGAACACAUUGCAGCUUUUACAGCCUGUCUCAAGGCCGUCAGCUUGUGGAAACAACUGACGCAAUUGCAAAACCUUUUGAUCCUUGAUGUCAAUAAUAUGCCGAAUUAUGUAGGGCCUAGAUGUACGAAAACAAAACUACCCUUAAAUUUAAAACUCCAGCUGCACUGAAAACAACGUUUAAACUACAGGAAAGCAUUUGAAGGUCAAGAAAAGACUUUUGGAGCAACUACAAAAAAAAUCCAAAGACAGUUCUGUGAAGGGAAUAGCUCUGCCAAAUAAAACUAUGGUUUUCUGAAGAGCACAUGAGGGCAGAGUGCUUUGAGCUGUUAUCACCAUGGAAACAUUUACUGGUGAGAUCAUUUACGAGACUAUUUUCACCAGUUAACACGAGUCUGAUCUGCAGCAGGUUCAGUUAUCAGUCUGUGUUCCUUCAACACAACUGUGGCUUUUUUUUUUU
Labrus mixtus (cuckoo wrasse) is the source of this 3650-nucleotide messenger RNA. RefSeq names its product ubiquitin-conjugating enzyme E2, J1 (gene ube2j1). The record is from RefSeq and is a predicted model, not a curated record. The transcript is spliced from 8 exons. The coding region runs from base 325 to 1305 and encodes 326 amino acids. Lineage: Eukaryota; Metazoa; Chordata; Actinopteri; Labriformes; Labridae.